This is a messenger RNA of Neodiprion virginianus, 1734 nucleotides long. RefSeq names its product trifunctional enzyme subunit beta, mitochondrial (gene Mtpbeta). Gene Ontology annotation, biological process: fatty acid beta-oxidation. The coding region runs from base 98 to 1528 and encodes 476 amino acids. Gene Ontology annotation, molecular function: acyltransferase activity, transferring groups other than amino-acyl groups. Lineage: Eukaryota; Metazoa; Arthropoda; Insecta; Hymenoptera; Diprionidae. The transcript is spliced from 7 exons. The record is from RefSeq and is a predicted model, not a curated record.
UUCGAGACUUUGGCACUUGGCAGAAGGCUGCUAGUGGAAAGCGGAGUGUUUAAAGUGUGCUUGGUUUAUUUAUAUUGUUGAUAGUAAUAUUAAAAACAUGGCAACGUAUCUAGCGAGAAAUCUAAUACGCCUAAAUCACGGUAUCGGCUCACAAACCGCAGCUCUUCCUCUGGCUUUGAAAAACCUCAACGGAACCAGAAAUGGGGACAGAGGUUAUGCGACAAAGGGGGGAAGUCCGGCUGGAAAGAAUAUCGUCUACAUCGAUGGAGUUCGCACUCCGUUUCUUUUGUCAGGCACACAAUACAGCAAGCUCAUGCCUCAUGAUCUUGCCAGGCAUGCCCUGCUGAGCCUUGUAAACAAGACUGGAAUUGACAAAGACUUGGUAGAAUAUAUAACGUACGGCACAGUUAUCCAGGAAGUCAAGACCUCCAAUGUUGGUCGAGAAGCAGCACUGGCUGCAGGCUUCAGCCAGAAGACACCCGCACAUACUAUAACCAUGGCGUGUAUCAGCAGUAAUCAGGCUAUAACUACUGGCGUUGGUCUGAUUGCCUGUGGCGUGUACGACGUUAUCGUUGCCGGUGGUGUAGAGUUCAUGUCCGAUGUACCAAUCAGGCACAGCCGCAACAUGCGAUCCUUAAUGCUGCGUGCCAAUAAAGCAAAGACUUUACCUCAGAAGUUGGGUCUCCUGGCUAGCAUCAGGCCUGGCCACUUUGUUCCAGAGUUGCCAGCGGUAGCUGAAUUCUCUAGCGGAGAAACCAUGGGUCACAGUGGCGACAGGUUAGCUUCAGCAUUUGGAGUAACUCGGGCAGAACAGGACCAGUAUGCCUUGCGCUCGCAUACUCUCGCUUCCCAAGCCCAACAGCAAGGAUUUUUAUCUGAUAUUGCGCCAUUCAAAGUGCCUGGUGUGAAUGAGGUCAUUGACAAGGACAAUGGAAUUCGAGUUUCUACACCAGAACAGCUAGCUAAGCUUAAGCCAGCGUUUGUUAAACCAUACGGGACUGUUACAGCAGCUAACGCAUCUUUCCUGACUGACGGAGCAUCCGCUGCUCUCAUCAUGACUGAAGAAAGGGCUAAGCAGCUUGGACUGAAACCAAAAGCAUAUCUGAGGAACUUUACUUAUGUAUCGCAGGAUCCGGUCGACCAAUUGCUCCUGGGACCUGCCUAUGCUAUCCCAAAGGUGUUGGAAAAAGCCGGCCUGGGCUUGAAUGACAUAGGAGUCUGGGAAGUGCAUGAGGCGUUUGCUGCACAAAUUCUAGCAAACUUGAAAGCCAUGGAUUCUGAUUGGUUUGCACAGAAAUAUAUGGGUAGAUCAGGUAAAAUUGGUGUGCCAGAUAUCAACAAGUGGAACGCUUGGGGUGGUUCUCUGUCUAUCGGACAUCCCUUCGCCGCUACUGGAGUUAGAUUAGCAACUCACACAGCAAACCGCAUGAUCAGAGAGGAUCAACAAUUCGGGCUAAUUGCUGCCUGCGCUGCUGGUGGUCAGGGAGUUGGAAUGAUACUGGAGAGACACCCAGAUGCCAAACUUUAACGGAACUGCAGAAUAACAAACUAUUCUAAUCUUCUAUUCGUAAAUACGAUACACUGCAUUAAACGAUUUAUAAAUGCAAAAGAGUACGAACCCUUUCAAAACUAUGCUGAAAGAACGAAUUUAUAUUUUUACAGUCGGAGAUAUCUGUUAUGUAAAUGUGUACAUGUAUAUAUUUUUUAAGAUUUAUUACACCUUGAAAAAAGGAA